AUGGGGCCCCCCCACAGGACCUUCCCCCUCCCGGCCUGCACCCAAACCCACUUCCCACACCUCGUAGGAGGCCUUGAGGAUGUCGGACACCUCGGCGUCGGCCACCUUGCGCGUCUCGGAGCCCAGCUUGUCGCUGAGGGACAGCGGCCCAAUGCGAGCGCUCAUGCCGCAGUCCUCCACCAUGUGCCGCGCGGUGCGUGUGGCGGCCGACAGGUCCGAGGUGGCGCCCGUGGUCACAAACUCCUCGCCAAAGAUGAGCUCCUCCGCCGCCUUACCCCCCAUGCACACGUCGAUCUGGGCCAGCAGCUGCUGCUUGGUGGUGGAGUACUCGUCGCGGUCGGGGAGCUGGCUCACCAUGCCCAGCGCGUGGCCGCGCGGGAUGAUGGUGGCCUGGGUGGGUGGAGGGUGCGAGGGGUUGCGAGGAAGUGGGUGAGAGGCCCUUGGGUUUGGGGGGGGGGGGGGGGGGCAAGGAACUCAGGAGGACCCGCAUGCUGGGAGGAGGGAACAAAGGGGAAAACGCGGCUGACAGGAGAACCAGAGGAGCUCUGA
Molecule: messenger RNA, 549 nt
Organism: Auxenochlorella protothecoides
Lineage: Eukaryota; Viridiplantae; Chlorophyta; Trebouxiophyceae; Chlorellales; Chlorellaceae
Exons: 1
Coding region: 1-549 (182 amino acids)
Source: RefSeq, a predicted model, not a curated record